AUGUCAACUUCCCAAAGCCCCAACGCUGGGGGUAACCCCAGGUUAGACUUCAACCCCGUUCCUGGUCGGGUUACUGGCAAUGAUCCCAGGUCCGAGGGCAGCUACUGGAGGCCAUAUGGCUACUACAUGCCUCAGUUCUGGGUAGAUAAAUUGAUUUGCGAUUGCCCAAACCACAAACAACAAUACCACUGGCCUAUCCAUCAUGCCGAGCUCGUAUUCUCUCCCUGCGCAUUCAGGUGUCCCUUCUGUGAUGAGUUCAACAAAGCCGAAAAACCAAGGCUAAUGGCCGCGAACCUCCGCCGCCACAUCACAAAGACGCACAUUGAAGGGAAUCCCGGUCGGUUUGGUACUCUUGUGGUCAAACCCGGACUAAUCGGAGGAAUGGAGCAACCUGCCACUCACGAAUCCUACCUGCGUGGCCCGCCAAGAUCGGAUUCUCCGACUUGCUGA
Penicillium vulpinum is the source of this 450-nucleotide messenger RNA. RefSeq lists its product as uncharacterized. The record is from RefSeq and is a predicted model, not a curated record. NCBI's taxonomy places the organism in Eukaryota, Fungi, Ascomycota, Eurotiomycetes, Eurotiales, Aspergillaceae. The transcript has 5 exons. The coding region runs from base 1 to 450 and encodes 149 amino acids.